AUGAGCUGUAAUAACUCGAUUUAUCCUACCGUGUUUAUUCGAUCCGUGGAUGGGCAUAUCAUAAAUGAGGACCUCAGCCCCAUUAGCUGGUCUGAGCAGCAGCUAAAUAUAUUAAAAGGUAUAGUUAAACAUAUUAGUCCGAAAGAUCAUCAAUUCAGCGUGAGUUUCAAUUUCACAGAACUAAGCAAGUCCUGGCAAAUUAGCAAGGAUCGCAUUUAUGCAAAGAUUAUUGAGCUAUAUUACAUUAGAGAUACUUCACCAAAUCAGCUGAAUGUCGAAGAUUCUAGCAGCAAGGAUAAGCAAAUUUGGUUCGAGCGAUCAUCCGACAAAGACUGUGAAAAGCAUCAUCCUGUUCAUGAGUUGGAGCUGCUGAAAAUCAACCCAAUAAAUUCGGACCACAGCGACACAGCAGGACUCCAGUAUAAACAACCAUUCUCUUUGGGCCAGACUCCUUCUCUGGAUAUUGGUUCAAUGAGAACAGGUCCAUUGGAUGCAGACAACUCAAACUCUAGUUCAAGUGAUGAAAGUAAUACAAACAUGGUGGCAACUUCAGCAUAUCUCUAUCGAUCGAAAUUCAUACAGCGUGAAAUUCCAAAUCAAAUUGGCCAAUCUGAUAACGAAUUUGAACAGGAGAUCAAUAACAAUGACUACUUGUUGACGGGGACAACCGAGAGUUUAUCAAAAUCACUAUUAGAGCAAGAGCUCUUAGAGCGUAUUUGA
Molecule: messenger RNA, 720 nt
Organism: Ogataea polymorpha
Lineage: Eukaryota; Fungi; Ascomycota; Pichiomycetes; Pichiales; Pichiaceae
Exons: 1
Coding region: 1-720 (239 amino acids)
Source: RefSeq, a predicted model, not a curated record